ACGAAAUAGUUUUGAUUGGAAAUGUAAAUUAUAUAAACAAUUAUAAAAACAUUAUUUCGGAGUUUGACUAACAAUUAGAUAAUCCAUUGAAACACACAAUGAGUUAUUUGACUAAAACAGUGGUGUAUGUGCUGUUAGUCGCACAAGCAUUGGCGAACGACUGGCCAAUCAUUGACGGGUAUCCCUGUCCUCAGGAGGACAUUGAUAAUACUGGUUGUCAGGGACCCAAAGACUGCUUAUACCGUAAUCCCGAGAAUUGCAGUCGUUUUAUACAAUGCACUGUCGAUGGACUGGCGUAUGACAUGCCCUGCGCUGAGGAAUACCUUCACUGGAAUGACGGCUUAAAAGUGUGCGAUUGGCCUGAAAACGCCGGCUGUACUACCGGUGCAUUCAGUGGUGGGUCAGACGAUUUGGUAACACCAGCCCCACAACCCUUCCAGUGCCCCCGAAAGGACAUUGUAAACACGCUAUGUUUGGGACCAAAAGACUGUCUCUAUACUAACCCGGCUGACUGCGGUACCUUCAUUCAGUGUACUGUCAAUCCCGGUAACCAAUCGGGAACUCCGAUUGUGAUGCCCUGUCCCGCGGGACUCAAGUGGAAUGAUAAGAAAAAGGAGUGCGAUUGGCCCGCAAACGCCACGUGCCGGCACAAGAAAUGA
Molecule: messenger RNA, 659 nt
Organism: Oppiella nova
Lineage: Eukaryota; Metazoa; Arthropoda; Arachnida; Sarcoptiformes; Oppiidae
Source: the annotation of a GenBank genome assembly